GUGCCAAAAUUAUAUGUCAAGAGAGUCCCAAAAAAAAACAAGAGAGGGAGUCUAUAAAAGUCGACUCUUAAUAACAAAAUAUUUCAGUUUAUUACUGCUGCUUCAACCGUUUGUUGAUAUUCAAAAAAUGGAUUUGUACUAUUUGCCUGGUUCAGCUCCCUGUCGCUCCGUUUUAAUGGUGGGCAAAGCUUUGGGAAUUGAGUUUAACAAGAAGUUUCUCAAUACCCUCGAGGGGGAACAAUUGAAGCCAGAGUUUCUGAAGAUCAAUCCCCAACACACGAUCCCAACACUUGUGGAUAAUGGUUUUGCCAUCUGGGAAUCGAGGGCCAUUCUCACGUAUCUAGUGGAGAAAUACGGCAAGAAUGAUUCGCUCUAUCCUAAGGAUCCACAGCAAAGAGCACUGAUUAAUCAGCGUUUAUACUUCGAUAUGGGCACUCUGAAUAAUGCCUUUUUUGAGUACUUUAUACCUCAGUUCCGCUAUGGCAAGCCAGCCGAUCCGGAGGCUUUCAAGAAAGUGGAGGCCGCCUUUGGCUUUCUGGAGACUUUCCUGGAUGAAGAAGAAUUUUUGGCUGGCAAACAUUUAACACUGGCUGAUAUUGCUAUUCUGGCUACCGUCUCGACUCUUGUUGUGUCUGGCGUCGAUAUCAGCAAAUACAAGAAUGUGAGCAAGUGGUAUGCCAACACCCAAAAGAUAACACCUGGAUGGGAGGAGAACUGGGAGGGUCUGAUGCAGAUGAAGUCUUGGAUCGAUGCUAAGAAGGCUGCCAAAUAGAUGCAGUAUAUACUCUCUAGUAUUCAUUAAUAUAAACAAUAGAAUAAAUACAUUUAGCU
This is a messenger RNA of Drosophila willistoni, 831 nucleotides long. Its product is annotated as glutathione S-transferase D2. Gene Ontology annotation, biological process: glutathione metabolic process. The transcript has a single exon. The record is from RefSeq and is a predicted model, not a curated record. Gene Ontology annotation, molecular function: glutathione transferase activity. The coding region runs from base 14 to 772 and encodes 252 amino acids. Lineage: Eukaryota; Metazoa; Arthropoda; Insecta; Diptera; Drosophilidae.